Molecule: messenger RNA, 246 nt
Organism: Sclerotinia borealis F-4128
Lineage: Eukaryota; Fungi; Ascomycota; Leotiomycetes; Helotiales; Sclerotiniaceae
Source: the annotation of a GenBank genome assembly
AUGCCUUCUCAAUCAUCAACCACCACAAUGGCCGCACCCGUUCCUCGUCGCCGUCUAUCUCCACUUCUUACCUCCUCCACCUUUGGCGAAGACGUCAGUUUCUAUCUUGACACCGUCAAAGCCAACAACCUCAAAAAUAAAGCCCCAUAUGCCUUCCACGAGAAUGAGUACGCUCCACCAGCUCCACCGCCACCUUCUCCAAUCAACUUUCCUGCCGAGAGCUGGAGUACCGCUUGUCGAAGAUAG